Messenger RNA from Physcomitrium patens, 2909 nucleotides. Its product is annotated as putative 1-deoxy-D-xylulose-5-phosphate synthase, chloroplastic. Gene Ontology annotation, biological process: terpenoid biosynthetic process. NCBI's taxonomy places the organism in Eukaryota, Viridiplantae, Streptophyta, Bryopsida, Funariales, Funariaceae. Gene Ontology annotation, molecular function: 1-deoxy-D-xylulose-5-phosphate synthase activity. The record is from RefSeq and is a predicted model, not a curated record.
UCCAUUGAUUUGACCCAUUAUGCGGAGACACCAUAUCAAUGGGAAGUAGUUUAUGAGUCCAUUAGAUCGGCCGUGGAGAGUUGGACAUGCUGUGCUUGCCUGAUCUAUCCUCCGCUCGCGAAUGAUUCCUGAUUGCGAUCAGUAUACCAACAGUUACGCUCGCGAGCUUUGUGUGUGCAUGAUAUCUUCUUACAGUUUUUUUCUUUUUUUUUUCUCCACGGUUUCCCUUCGCAGAGGUUUGUGAGCUUGUGAAUUCCUGAAAAGGUUUGUUGGUUUGGAUCCUGCUAUGGCUGCUACUGCGGCUUUGAGCCAAGCCGUGGCUCUCAACAAGCUUGCAGCGCCUGUUUCUUCCUCUUCGUCCGUAUUGAGAGCAGAUUCGAGUGGAUUCUUUGGGAUACAGAAGCUUAACUUAUUGAGAGGACAGCACACAUCGCUGUGCCUCCGCUCUAAUGAGAAGAGUAAGAUUUUGGCGGCAAAAGUGCCGGAAAAUGGUGCAGAGUACCCCUCCGAGAAGCCACCAACGCCUCUUCUGGAUACCGUCAAUUAUCCCGUUCAUAUGAAGAAUCUCACCAAGCGAGAGUUGAAACAACUUGCGGACGAAUUGCGGGCAGAGACUAUCCACACUGUUUCGAAGACAGGAGGACAUUUGGGCUCUAGCUUGGGUGUUGUGGAACUUACCGUGGCCCUUCACUAUGUCUUCAACGCUCCAGACGAUAAGAUUUUAUGGGAUGUUGGCCAUCAGACAUACCCACACAAGAUCCUGACGGGGAGAAGAGGCAAGAUGCAAACCUUGAGGCAAACCGACGGACUUUCAGGGUUUGUUAAGAGGGCAGAGAGCGAGUAUGACCCAUUCGGAGCUGGUCACAGUUCUACCAGUAUCUCUGCGGGCUUAGGUAUGGCCGUUGGACGGGACUUGAAAGGCAAGAAAAACAACGUUAUUUCUGUGAUCGGGGAUGGAGCUAUGACUGCUGGGCAAGCAUAUGAGGCUAUGAACAAUGCAGGGUAUCUUGAUUGCAAUAUGAUUGUGAUUCUUAACGAUAACAAGCAAGUUUCUCUACCCACAGCUACUCUCGAUGGCCCCGCUCCCCCUGUAGGAGCUUUGAGUAGUGCACUCAGCAGGCUCCAGUCAAGCAGGCCUCUUCGUGAACUGCGCGAGGUUGCAAAGGGCGUGACGAAGCAAUUCGGAGGUUCCGCGCACAUACUGGCCUCUAAGGUUGAUGAGUAUGCUCGUGGCAUGAUCAGUGGGUCUGGGUCCACGCUGUUCGAGGAGCUUGGGCUCUACUAUAUUGGCCCAGUUGAUGGCCACAAUCUUGACGAUUUGGUGACAAUCUUGCGGGAGGUAAAGAAUACCUCUACAACUGGGCCUGUGCUGAUUCAUCUCGUGACUGAAAAGGGUCGAGGUUAUCCAUAUGCAGAGAGAGCAGCAGACAAGUAUCAUGGCGUUGUUAAGUUUGAUCCAGCAACAGGCAAGCAGAAGAAAGUGAAGACUGCUACCCAAGCCUACACCACCUACUUCGCCGAGGCAUUGAUAGCUGAGGCAGAGCUGGACAAAAGUAUUAUUGGUAUUCAUGCAGCCAUGGGAGGUGGUACAGGCAUGAACAUGUUCGCAAAGCGAUUUCCAGAGAGAUGCUUUGACGUGGGUAUUGCUGAACAGCAUGCUGUGACAUUUGCUGCGGGACUAGCUUGCGAGGGAUUGAAACCCUUUUGUAGUAUCUACUCCUCCUUCCUUCAGCGGGGAUAUGAUCAGGUUGUACACGAUGUAGACCUGCAGAAGUUGCCUGUCAGAUUUGCAAUGGACCGAGCUGGCCUUGUUGGAGCUGAUGGGCCGACACAUUGUGGAGCGUUUGACGUGACUUACAUGGCUUGUCUCCCUAACAUGGUAGUAAUGGCUCCUUCUGAUGAAGCUGAGCUUUUCAAUAUGGUGGCGACCGCUGUUACAAUUGAGGACAGACCUAGCUGUUUCAGGUAUCCAAGGGGUAAUGGGAUUGGCGUCGAACUGCCUGCAAAUAACAAGGGUGCUCCUAUUGAGGUUGGCAAAGGAAGAAUUUUGCUGGAGGGCACACAGGUGGCUCUGUUGGGAUACGGUACUAUGGUGCAGAACUGCCUGGCCGCUCAUUCUCUACUGGCGAAGUUGGGUAUCUCAGCUACUGUGGCCGAUGGACGGUUCUGCAAGCCCCUUGAUCGCGAUCUUAUUCGCCAACUUGCGAAAAACCAUCAAGUGUUAAUUACAGUGGAGGAGGGCUCCAUCGGGGGCUUUGGAUCUCACGUUGCGCAAUUCAUGGCUUUGGAUGGGCUUCUCGAUGGCAAGCUGCAAUGGAGACCACUCGUGCUUCCUGACCGCUACAUCGAACAUGGAUCACCGAAGGACCAGUAUGCUGAGGCAGGUCUAACUGCCGGUCACAUCGCAGCUACUGUAUUGAACGUGUUGGGGAAGACGAGAGAAGCGCUGGAGCUCAUGUCAUAAGUUAUUUCCAGCUCAGACGUGAUGAUGUGGUUCAUGCAUUACUUACCAACAGUCCAGUCUACCGAGAACCCCCUUCUCUGUCGAUGCACCACCUAGAUGUGUAUCCGAUUGUGCUUGUGUGGAAUGCUCAUCAUACCUUGAUAAGUCUCAAUCUGAUUCUAGGAUCUACUGCUCUCAAACCUGAGCAACCCAGCAAGACCUGUGGGCAGUACUGAAGUUUGUUUCUUCAGAAAUGAGCAAGCUCCUUGCAUAGAAUUGCAUCAAACCAUAGCGCAUGCUUAGUUCUGUACCCUUUGUAAAUUAUGUAAGCUGUUGUAGAUGACGUAGACUUAGCUCGGCAUUUGAUUGUGCUUUUGAAAUGAAAGCAACGAUUUUAUGAUCCCAAUCUCAUUGUAAUUAAGCUAUUUUCACAUUUGCUAAAUGCAUGGUAGAUUUUUUGGCUUAA